UUUUAAGGGACUCUCUAUGAAAAUGUCCGAUUUACUAAGGUACCAUGAAAACCUUAAUCUGAUCAAAAAUGUUAAAGACAACGUUAUUCUUCUGAGCCGAAAAGUGUUAAUUUUUGCGCGUUUGAAAUCGGGUAUUGCCAUUUGCAAUCUUUUCAUGGAGGGCCUCUUGAUUACGCUUUACAGACUUUACAUACGCGCCUGAUACAAAACGAUAUACGUUCAAAACUUUUUUUUAGUAACAAUGAGGAUUUAGGAAUUUUCGUUUUUCCAACUGGAGAAGUUAUAAAUUCCGACAACUUCCUUUCUUCUCUUUGCUUCAUAAAUCUGCAAGCCAUUAACUGAAAUUCAAUAUUUUCAGAUAGAAAACUAAGGAUAGUUCCAUUAAUUCAAUAUUUUCAGAUAGAAAACUAAGGAUAGUUCCAUUAAUUUUACCUCGACUCAAGUUUCAAUCGGGCGUUAAGCUCUUUAAAUAGAGGCCAGAGGCCUGGUCACAUGAAAUUACGCUUACAGUCCCUUUAGAUAUCGUGCAUAUAGUAUGCUUACCUGGAUUUUCAUUUUUGACUCCCUAUCAAGGUUGUAUAGUAAGAGUACCUAAUCUUGUUUUUACAACCUUGCUCCCAAAAUUGCUCAUUUUGUGAUAAAAUUUUGCUUUUAUUUGUAUUUUUGCUAUUUUUGAGUAUUCUUGCCAUGCACUAUAUUAAAUUAGCUAAUAUUAUUUUACUGUUGUAUUUUCAGAUUAAAUCUGUGUAAAGAUUAUGUGAAUAUUUUCUGUUUAUGUAAUUAGAUCUUCCCGAGAGAAAUACAACGAUACAGGGUUUUCUGGAAGAGAAAGUUGUAAAUGUUGUAAAUUAGUUGAAAAUGGAGAAGAUGAAACCAAUCAAACAACCUCCUACAUCAGAAAAAGAAAUAGAUGCAAACUUGUCGGAUGAGAAACUCAAGAAAGAAGAGUCGGUCCAACAAGAGAUUGAUCAAGAUGGAUCAGAAAUAGAAUGGAUGAUGCAUUCCUCUGCUGGUUAUAAGAACAAACCAAAAUUAAAAAAUAAACCUAGAAAUUCAAAAACCAAGAAGACAAUUUCUGAACCUGUAAAGCCAGAUGAAAUGGCGACCAAAGAAAUAAAAGGGAGAAAUGCAGCGGAUGUUGGUGGAAAAAAGAAAUCUUCGUCUACUUCAAAAAAGAAAGCAGUGGAGGACGGAGAAGCUACGGUUGUAAGUCAAGAAGAUGUAUGUAAAGCAGCAACAAUAGUUCUGUCUAGAAGGAAGACUAAGAAAGGAGUUUACAGUGGAGCAUCUGAAUUGAAUUCCCCAUUUACUAGAAAGGAUUCCAAGAAAGUAGUUGCUAUUAAAACCGUAGAAUCAGCUACUGCUCCAAAGAAUUCCUUAGAAGCCGUUAGCAUUGAAGCUCUAGACUUAGCAGCUGCUUGCUUAGAACUUGGAACUGAAGCAGCUGCUAAAAGUGAAAGUUCUGGAAAGAAAGACGUUGGCCAUGGAACUUCAGGAUUUAAACCAUCAUUCACUGAGGAGAAAGCAAAGAAAGCAGUUGCCACUGGAACUGUAGAAUUUGGAUCAGCUACUGCAAAGAAUACACAGGAAGCUGCAGCUAGCAUUGAAGCUGUAGAAAUGAAAGCUUCCUGCGUAGAAUUUGUAACUAAAGCAGUUGCCAUUGGAACCAAAGAACCAGAAUCAGCUUACGCAGAGAAUUCCAAGGAAGCAUCUAGCAUUGUACCUGUAGGAAUAGAAACAGCUGCUAUUAAUGAUCAAGUAAAACCCCCAAUUGACACCAGAGCCCGUCCUAAAGAAAAAGAAGUAUUAAGGAAGAAGAAUACAACUGAACCUAGUUCCACUAAGAAUCAAGAGUUCAGAAAUGAACGAAUGAAAAAGAAUUUCAGUGCUCUGCGCAACCGUCAGAUGUUUCCCCGUUGUCAUGGUUGCAAUAUAUUCUUAAUUGAUCAAAGCUCUUUAGGAAGUACAGUUGUGAAAUCACGCGUACAGUCCCUUUAA
Molecule: messenger RNA, 1998 nt
Organism: Eurytemora carolleeae
Lineage: Eukaryota; Metazoa; Arthropoda; Copepoda; Calanoida; Temoridae
Exons: 4
Coding region: 859-1998 (379 amino acids)
Source: RefSeq, a predicted model, not a curated record